This is a messenger RNA of Rhipicephalus sanguineus (brown dog tick), 729 nucleotides long. RefSeq names its product gremlin-2. Gene Ontology annotation, molecular function: receptor ligand activity; BMP binding. Gene Ontology annotation, biological process: animal organ morphogenesis. The transcript has a single exon. The record is from RefSeq and is a predicted model, not a curated record. The coding region runs from base 35 to 700 and encodes 221 amino acids. Lineage: Eukaryota; Metazoa; Arthropoda; Arachnida; Ixodida; Ixodidae.
GUAUACACGGGACUACACGGGAACAGCAUAAACAAUGCGGAUUCCUGAGGGGUUGCUGCUCUUCCUCGCCAGCGUGCCCUUUAUGACGUCAUCGCCCGCUCCGCGCCAAUCAGCGGCUGCGUCUUCGCCGGCGUCGACGCAUCACCCUCGGCGCACGCGGUUGCAGCAGUUGCAGCACACCUUCGGCAACGGAUCGCCCGUCGAGCGGGUGCUUCGCUCGGACGGAGGUCCGGGUCUCGUCCUGGGUCGUGCCAUCUUGGUUGGGGACUUCCGCAAGAACCACCACCAUCGACGACAGCACAACAAGAAACAGGUCGGCGACGACGCCGAAGACCAGAGACCUCGACGCGACUGGUGCCGCACGGCUCCUUUGAUGCAGCGCGUCUGGGAACGAGGCUGCCACUCGGCGUUGCUACGUAACCGCUACUGUUACGGACAGUGCAAGUCCUUCUACGUCCCGCACGGCUACAACGUCGCCGUUGCCGGCGCCUCGGACAGCAACAACGGCACGUCGCUGAAAGCGGUCGGCAUCGGACGCGGCGGCGUCGGGGCAUUCGUGUCGUGCGCCGCCUGCAAGCCUGUGAAGUUCCGGCCGGUACGCGUGACGUUCGUGUGUCCCGGCCAGAAGCCAGCGCUCCGCAAGAGGACGCUGCAGCGAGUGCACAGGUGUCGCUGCCUGGCGGCCGAUGCGACUUCGUGACGUCACUUAUAAAGUCAGCAACGAAGGAC